GACUCGUCGUGGCCACGUCGAACUUACCAGACGUAACCCUCGAAAUCCAUCGGAUCUGCAAUGAAUCUGCAUCCAGCCCGUUUCCAUGCUAGUGCCAGAUGCUGCCGGCCGCGAAGCCGGCCAGGGCGAUCUGCACGCUACUGUCGCCCGCCAUUUGCGAGAGGUGAGCGACUGCGGAUGGCCUGGGACCAGAUGUUCGUGGUGGGUGGGGGUGGACUUGGAUUGAUUGCUAUGUUGCAGCUGUACAAAGUGGGGUUUCAUUCCUCAGCUGCCGCUCGAGAAUCAAAUAAGAACGGUACCGCCAGGUGCAGGCUGAGACGCUGCCUUUUGUUCAAUUCAAGCAACCAGCAUGGAGUUGGCCGGCGUCAGCCACACCACAAACCGUCCUUCCACAGGUUCCGCGGAGGCACCACGGAGGGCACAAUCAAGACGGGAGUCGUCUGGGCACUUAUGCACAGCCUGUGAUCAGGUAUGAGCACGCCGAACAGAUCCCACCACGCAGUGCCUCACAACGUCGGCAGUGCUAUCGUUGCAAAGUCAAAUGCUCAGGCGAGAAGCCCAUGUGCGAUCGCUGCGCAGCGAAUAAAAGCGCAUGUACUUACAGCACCGGGAAGCCUUUGGGCAAACCAAAGGGCAGCAAGAACAAAGUCCAACGGCGAAAGACGAGUACGCAAGCGCCUAGACAAAACGUUGUCCCAGGUAUCGAUGGCAUCAAUCCGAGCCUCUACGACGACGAGCUGACAACGCAAACGGCAGACAAGGACUUGCUCCCCUCCCCACCAGACUCGCGCAAACGCUCUGCCGACGGGCUCUUGCCACAGCCAAAAAGAACCAUGAGCGAUGGCCCACCUGCAGAAUACGGCACAGAACUAAGCCUUACGUUCCAAGCUUCGAAUAGCAAUACUCCGGAGUUGCAAAGUCUACCGUCUAUGCAAAGUCACGACGCCAUGUCGAUGGUCGGGGAGCCUUUAACCUUUUAUGUCGACUCCAGCAAUCAAGAACAAGGGCUAUCCACAGUGCUAGAGCAACCGACGCCUGGAAAGCUCGACGACGGGUUUCCCUCUGCUGGCCUCAAUCUAGAAAUCGAUGAUUUUAAGUGGUUCACUACGUCUCAAUCCGAGCCCUUUGUGGCGCCCACGCCCACGACAUCGCUAAAUAUUUCUACGCACGCAAACUCCGUCUCGGGCGACAGCAACUCGUAUCAUAGCUUCGCCCCCGUGCUCGAGACCUCUCCCGUGCAAUUGCACAGCUCCACACAAGAUCCACCCGAGCGGAAAGAUCCAGCCACACCAUCAUGUCUCUGCGAUCCAGCCGGUCUUGGGAUUAUAUCUGAGCUUCACACGUUGCAAGUCAACCUCUCGCCCUUGGACUCGGCUCUCCUCUUGGCUAGGCGUGGCCUCAGCACCGUUUCGUCUUAUCUCAUGUGUCCCACAUGCUCCAACCGCUUCGCCACAUCGCCGUCGCUAUUCCUCGCGUGCGUACUGAUCUUGCAGCAAGUAUUCGCGUGUUACGUGACGCUACGUAUGCAGGGCACAAGGAUGCUUGCAAACAGAAAGCGGGCCGACUCACCGCUCGCUGGAGCGUCAAUCUGUAUCGGGGAAUUCGAAGUGGAGGGUGACGAGAGCUGCAACGCCCUUCUAGAUGCCAUUGUGCGAUCCGAGAUCGAACGCGGCAAGAGUGUCAUCGGCACGCUGGAGCAAUGGGCUGGGCGUGUCGGGGACGGCAAAGAUCGGAUAGCGGGCGUGCUGCUGCAGUCAUUACGAGAAGAGAUCGGAGUGGUGAGCUAGACUGCUUCGGUGGCGGCCAUACCCUCGAGGCGUGCCGGCUCUGUUCGUCCACGGCCAAUUCACGGCACGGCACGGUGGACGGCACGGUUUUUACCUUGUGGGGGCUUUACUUUCUGGGUCGCAAAUGUGUUAACAGCAUGCGCAUGGCGGUAGUUUGUCACUCUUUUAGAUACGUGUUACGGCGGCAUUGAGCUUUGUACUUUUGACAUCAGGCCACGACUUGUAUUAAAAAAACCUGCUUCGCGAGCGAGAAGAUCCCCAGCUUAUCUAGCUAUAACAUAACAGCUUCCACGCGAGACGUUUUCGCUUCUGCACAUCGCG
Molecule: messenger RNA, 2108 nt
Organism: Verruconis gallopava
Lineage: Eukaryota; Fungi; Ascomycota; Dothideomycetes; Venturiales; Sympoventuriaceae
Exons: 2
Coding region: 561-1787 (408 amino acids)
Biological process (GO): positive regulation of transcription by RNA polymerase II
Cellular component (GO): nucleus
Molecular function (GO): zinc ion binding; DNA-binding transcription factor activity, RNA polymerase II-specific; sequence-specific DNA binding
Source: RefSeq, a predicted model, not a curated record